This is a messenger RNA of Carassius auratus (goldfish), 3880 nucleotides long. RefSeq lists its product as uncharacterized. The record is from RefSeq and is a predicted model, not a curated record. Lineage: Eukaryota; Metazoa; Chordata; Actinopteri; Cypriniformes; Cyprinidae. The transcript has 8 exons. The coding region runs from base 2048 to 3151 and encodes 367 amino acids.
CCUGUCCCUUACUGUGAUUUUUCUUUUUCAGGAGAACUCUUAGUUUGCCAAAUUUAGGCAAAAUUAUAUUAAAAAUCACAUUUACAUGUUGUUCUAAAUACAGUCUCAUUGGCAUAGUAUACAUUUUUUUCUAUAAAAUAGAAAUACAUUUAUUGGUGUCCCUUGUUUCAUGCCAGAGGAUUUUAGACAUGUUUAAAAAUGAUCGGGAGGUCGGGAAGUGCUUGUGGCACUCUGUUCGGCUCGUAAUUCCUCACACAUGAUACGAGCCGCGCCCAUACGGGCAUACAUGAUUUCCACACGAUUGAAAAAAAAUUGCAUGCAAACUCGUACGACAGCAAAAAUUGCACUGUGUACGCCCGUCUUUACUCUUCCUCCUCACCAGCAGAAGUUGCCAGCACCAAAAUGAAUGUUCCACUGCACAUUUCACCCUGGACUACAUCUCCCAUAAUCAAUUUCACCGAUUACAAACACAGCUGUAACCUAUCAAAUGGAUUAUAUAGGUCACACACAAACACAUCCACACUGUGAAGUGUUUGCCUUCCUGAUUCACACAUACUCCAUCUGCAGUGCAUUUUAUUUUAACGCACCCACACUCAGGGCCGGAAUAAGGUGGGUGCUAUUGAUGCUGCAGCAUUUCCUAAAAUAGGUCCAGAUGAAAACAGACGAGAAUUUUCCAGAAGCUGAACAGUUUUCCUUUGCUACAAGAUUAUUUUAAAUAAGAAUUGAAUUAAAUUAGAAAGGAUAAGUGUCUGUGACAUGUUAAAAAUACUAACAGAAAAAAAUGAUAAAGCUACACAGCAAAAUCUCUGGUGUAAAAUUUUCAGGGACGGUGUAAAAUUAACAGUGUUGACAUUGUUUUAACACUACAUAGUGAUAAAAUAACACUGCUGUUGUUAUUUGUAAGACAGUGUCAGUGUGAAAUUUAAGUGUAUUUUCAAAUUUCACCCAAAGUCUAGUAACAGGCCACGCCUCCACUUAAGGCUAGGCCACCAGUCUGUUUCCGCCAUUUUCUUUCAGUUGAAGCCGAAGGCGAAGGAAAGGCAGGUAGAUCAGAUUCUCACACGAUAUAGCUAAAUUAAUAAAUACAUUUAUUAGUAAAUAGCUAAAUAUUUUUUUAUAUUCACGGGGCCAUGCACAUGGGUAAGGUUAGAUGUCAUGGACAACUUUGAUCAAAUCGUUUACUCGUUGAGAGAAAUCGGGGCCACGUUGUACUAAUUUGAUACCUUAGUAAUUCAGAUCAUGGACGCGAUUUAAAAUAGUGGACUAAGUUAUCUGUCCUUGAUUAACCUAAAACGAAUAUACGUAUUAAUAAAUCGUAAAUUUAUUAAACAAAUUUCUAAAUUGUCGUCACGACAUCUAGGCUUCCCUUCUCUACAUUACGCCUUUUACAGAUUAAAACCACACAGUUGAUCAUGAGAAGAACAAAUUUAAUGUUUGUAACUGUAAAAACGCAGAGUUAUACAAAAAGAUAAAAUAUCAAGGACAGGGGAAGAAUUUACAGGUGCUAAAAGCUAUUGAAAGAUUUGAGGCCUAAUAGGCGGAUAAAGCCGCGACGCACUCUAAAUUGGCGGGCGGGCGCGCGCCAUGUCACACUUGUUAUAAAGAUGAAGCUUGACCAGCUUCAGGAUGUGUCAGGUAGGAGAGUUCCUGUCUCAAAACCUCGCCGAAAAAUGUUUAAGGUGUUUAUUUGACCAUGUAAGCUGCUGUUUUAUUUAAUAGUGUCUGUGGAAGAACGUAUAACACACACGCUUUAUAAUUAAAACGUUAGAUUAACGAAGCUUUCGAUGGGUGCUGCAGGAUUUGCUUUUGUGUGGACGUAAGUUAAACAUGUGCAAUAUCACCAAAACGUCACUCAAUUUAAUAAUUUAUAAGCGAAACUUGCAUAGUUGGUUUUAAAACUUUAUUUUACAAGUUAGAUGUAACUGUGUUUGUGUGUAACGUUAAGUGUGUGUGUUAGGUUUUCAUAUUGGCGUUAUCUAGAUGAGUGGUUAAAAGACAUAAUAAAUGUGCUAGCUUAUCUUAAUAGUGAGAGUGUCGUUCUGAAGAAAUGCUGGUCCAAGUCGAGUGUAAAGGGAACCCGAAAUGGAUCCGAAUACCAGAGAAAAAUGACUGUUUUGACUUCUGUGGAUUCAUUAAAGCUUCAGCAAAGUUCAACUUGCCGCAUGGAGCCAAUGUGGUUCUUAAAGACUCUGCAGGAGUUGAUGUUGAUGCUGAUAUUUUUGAUGAGCUUGUGAGAACAUCUAAGGUGUCCUUCAAAAUUUUGGAUGGUGAUAACAAUAAAUCGGAUAAUGUUCCACAAGCUGAGAUCGAUCUCUCUGAGCCCUCAUGCCCUGGGUCAUCGUUUUCAUCAAUAGAAUCAGAAAGUUCGGAGUCCACAGUGAUUCCACAAUCUUCAAAGGCAUCCAAAAAGCGAUUCUUAGAAGAACCUUCUGACUGCAAUGCGUCAAAAGAUCUAGUUCAUGCAGCGCUACACUCAAAACCAGGAGGCUCUGAUAUAUUGAAGGAGUAUGAACAAACAAGUAGCCUGUCUGACAAGACACGAAAGAAGCUGGUAAACAUCCUUGUGGCUGAUAUGGUAGAGAAGUAUGGGAGGAUUCCACCAGUCAGUAUCCGUUUAAGCUACGCUCUUGGGAUCAUAACCUUGUUCCCCAAUUUGAAGGAUAAGUGCUCACCGACUGGUUAUGAACAUUACUAUGAUCCACGCAGUGGCCAGGGUUACAUUGCCUACAGAUUGAAAACUGUUCAGCGCAACUCUGUAAAUAACUUGAAGGGGGCAUCCAAGGUGGUUUACCAAGAUGGUCCAAAGACUUUGCGCAAGACAUCUUCAGCAACUGAGCAGCUGUCAGGUGACGAAUGCACAGAAGCUAUAUCCAUGAUGAAGCAUUCAACGGACACACCAGUUAUUAAGGAUAAAAUGAGGACAACAUUCAAGUACAGGCAGAAUUUGAUACAUGAUCCAGACAAAUCUUCACUCAUCCUUGAUUACUUUCCCCGAUUUUUGGAUACACCAGGCUUGAUUGACCAAGACUUUACUAUGCUUUUUGGAGAUGACAUCUCAAGCAAAUUUAUUGCAAAAUGGCCAACAUUCUACAAGCAAAGAGUAAUUGCUGACUGCAAAAACCUGCACCCUGGUGCACAUGUGGAUGGGUGAAGGAGAAAGUUAAGCAGUUUUUGAGAGAUCAAAAAAACAAAACCGUGACUUCCACACCAAAGUAAUGAGAACACAUCACAUUGAAGAAGUUACAAGUUCCAAAGUUAUUUUACAAAUUUUAAAUAUGAUACAAAUUCAAAUUUUCUGUUAUAUUUAGAACAUUUGUGAUUUAAACGUAUUUCAAUUGAAUAUAUGAAAUAUUAUUGUUGUCAAAUACAUGUUGUCCAAUUUGAGAAUGAAAAUUUUUUAUUUUUUCAGAAACUGAAUUAUAGUGAGACUGUUACAGAAGUGGCUUAAAUAAAAUAUUAGUAUAUAUUAUAUUUUACACUGAAAUACUUUUCUCACAACGUACUAGUAAUGGACUUGUGUCAUUUAAGGGAAUUUUAGACUGAUUUGUGUGAGAACAGCUGCAAUUUUUUUCAUUUGAUGAAGCCAAUGAAUAGCUGCAUCUGGAACAACAAAAGUUCAUGUUUCUGAAUUUGUGCAAGGGGUCCUACUUCAGACUUUAAGACAUAUUUUUUUAUUUACUAUCUUUAUUAUUUUCUUCAUGCUAUUUUUGCUAUGCUAUGCAUUGCACAUUGUACAACUGAUUAUGUAUAUUUCAUAAUCUAUAAUCAAAUGUUACAUAGCAUGAAUAAAUUGGUACAUUAUGAGUGCUAACAAUGAGAAAGUAUUUUAUCUUGUGUCUUUUUUCCAACUAUUCAUGUAUGUUUGACUUAUCCACUUAAU